Messenger RNA from Endocarpon pusillum Z07020, 885 nucleotides. RefSeq lists its product as uncharacterized. Gene Ontology annotation, biological process: regulation of signal transduction. NCBI's taxonomy places the organism in Eukaryota, Fungi, Ascomycota, Eurotiomycetes, Verrucariales, Verrucariaceae. Bases 1 to 885 code for a protein of 294 amino acids. The transcript is spliced from 3 exons. Gene Ontology annotation, molecular function: protein phosphatase inhibitor activity. The record is from RefSeq and is a predicted model, not a curated record.
AUGCCAACCACUUCGGAAGACCCUCCACCAGUUUUACAUCAACCAGGUGAUUUAAAUAAGCGUCCCAAAGGCAUCCUCAAAAAUCCUUCUUUCUCCUGCUCCAACGAAACUCCAGCCUCGCCUAUCAGAGACGUCUCUGUCGAUCUAUCUACUAUCCCAACUGUGACAGAGGCGACCGAGGAUCAGAAAGAGCUUACUCUGCAGAACACCCUCCAAAAUGCCGGUCAUCGACGCUCCAGUUCAGCAGCCCGCCGCGCUUCUGCCACAAGAAGGCACUCACAUCCCAACAGUCUCCCAGGAACAAGCGAAGAGGGCGAGAGCAUGCGCCUCAAAUGGGAUGAGGCAAAUCUCUACCUGGCUGAGCAGCAGAAGACCUCAACCAUGAAGAUUACAGAGCCGAAGACCCCGUACGAAUAUGCAAGGGAUUUACCGGAUGAAGACGAGGAAGAAGACGUUGCGAUCGACCCUAGAUAUGUGGACGUUGAUGAGCUUGACAAGCAGAAGAAAUCUAAGGAGGGGGGUCGCGAAAGCGAUAUUCCUGGUCUUGAGCUCGGCGACCCGGAGGAGCUUGGUAACACUCAAGCCGAGGACGAGAAUUCUCGCAUCGUCCGAGGUGGAAGUCAAUCGAGGGAAGGGAGCACCGGCAGUCGCGAAAAGCAUGUCGAGGUCGCUGCUGAGGAGGAGACAGCAGUGGGUAUGCCGACUAGAGAGGAGUUGGAGAAGCACAAGAAAUUUGAAGAGCACAGGAAGAAGCACUACGAGAUGAGAGAUAUCAAAGGCCUUCUUGGACACCCUGUAGACGUGGACGCCAUGGACGAAGAUGAGGAUGAAAAGCCGCGUCAGAUGCCGGAUCUUCCAUCUCGUGGUAUCAAUGGUGUCCGAUGA